GAUCUUUUGGAUCUUUCUUCUUUAAUCUAAACCCUAAAAUGGAUCUUUUAUACUAUCACAGUAGUUUCGCAUCGGCUUUUUUUUCAUCGGCCUCCGUCCCACAGUCUCUCACCAACGGUGCUGUUCCAUUGAUGCUCUGUAGACUGUCAUCAUCACCAUCAUCAUCAUCAUGUCCUCCGCCAAUGAUAGCUCUCUUUUGUCGAGCACCGCGAGCAGCAUAUUGGGAGCCAGCGCGUGGAAUCGGGAAAAGGACCACCAGCAUGUACAGGGCAAACCAGGAUGGGUGAUUCGGGGUCUCGACGACCAUCAAGACACCACAAAUACAAAAGGUAGUAGAAGUAUUAAGGAUCAAGAGCAUCUCUUGCAACGGCGCGUCUAUCCUGCUCUGAUCCAACCAAUAAGUGAUGGAUCUCCAGCACCAGAAGAAUUCGCACAACAACCACCAGAAGAACAAGAGGACAAGAGCGAACUGGAAUCGGCCGUGCUGUUGGAUUGUCUGUCGACUCAUUUUUUGUGUGCGCCGUUGCCACUCGCCCAAAAGCACGCUUUGGUGACGCAGUUUGAAAAGGUGCAAUAUCGAAAAAAUGAAGUCAUUUUUCGACAAGACGAACCGGCCGACUAUUUGUAUGUGUUGUAUCUGGGAGACAUUAAAAUCUUUGACGAUCAGGGAGAGGACAUUACAGCGACGGUGGUCGGCAAUAAUAAGUACACCGUCUUUGGAGAAUUGGAACUCCUCACUCAUGCACCGACUCGAUCCACCACUGUCAAGGCGACCUCUUCCAUUUGUACACUCUUUCGGCUCUGUAAAACACUCUAUCAACGGGCCUUUCUUCAACAACAACCCUCUUUUUCCAGUCAACAGCAGCAGCAACAAGAGCGCAUCCAACUCCUCCAAGAAGCACUCCCGGAAGAAUUGGUGGAGUACUUGCAAGAUGACGACAUGGCACUCCAACGACUCGUCAGUGGCAUGUCCACCCAUCCAUUUCAAAAGGGAGACAUUCUCUACCGCAAAGAAACCAGAUUGGAAGCCCUCGUCAUUAUUGCCCAAGGACAAGUCACGGCCACGGACAUUACCAUGGGCGGACGCUCCUACGAAGACAUGUCCAUUGGACCCGGGCAUGCCAAGACCAGUUUUGGAUGGCAAUCCAUACUAGAUACUGAUGACAAUGACAAUACUACUAGCAAUGACACUCAUCGUCAUCAACGCAUGACGGGAACCAUGGUGGCUGCAUCCGAUGGAACGGCUCUGGUCAUUACCAAGGACACCUUUGCCAAUGCCCUCGGCUCCAGCUCGACAGUGUCAUUACAACAAUUGGCCGCCAAGCGAUUGGCACGUAUUCAACUCCAACAAAUCACCGUCUUUCGAGACUCCAAUUUAGAUGAUACACAAAUCAAUGGUUUGUUGGAUCUCAUGCAUUCUUGUGAUUAUGCAACGCAAGGGGAACCCAUUUUCAAGGCCGGUGACAAGGUCGAAGCGGCCAUGUAUUUUGUCCGCACGGGAUCGGUCACGUUGGAAACCAAUCGAGGACAAACGCCGCCACAGACGAUUCAAGAGGGGGGAUAUUUUGGAGAGAAACACAUGCUGCUGGAUCAAAACAAGGACGGACACAAACAUUUUCAAUUCCGGUCGCCCAUGACGGCGCUGACAGCGGCCAACAAUACGUCCAUUGAUAUCUUGUACUUGGAAGAGUGUCGGCAAGUUAUUAAUACGACAAUCCUCGGAUUGGGACAACAGCAAUCCGCGAAUACUAAUAAUAUCGUCAGUACCAUUGACGAAUCCAUCACGUUGGCGCAAUUGACUCGGCAUGAGCUACUGGGCGCUGGUAGUUUUGGACAAGUGUGGUUGGCAUCCAUGACACGCGGUGAUACGGAUGACAGGAUUGUCGUGGCACUCAAAGUACAAGCCAAACACUUGUUGGCACAGUCGCCCGACAAGGCCGAGCGCAUUGUGGCCGAAAAGAACGUCAUGGCGUCCUUGCAUUCUCCGUUCAUUAUGCGACUCUUGAAUGCCUUUCAAGACGACAAGCGUCUCUACAUGAUUUCAUCCAUUCUACAAGGAGGAGAACUCGAAUCCAUCAUUCCACAAGAAGGACUGCCCGAGUCGGCGGCCAAGUUUUAUGCCGCGGGCAUUUUGGAAGGGAUAUCGCACAUGCAUCGAAGACAUAUUCUGCACCGUGACGUCAAACCCGAGAACUGCCUUAUUGAUGCCAAGGGAUACCCUGUCUUGAUUGAUUUGGGGUUUGCCAAGUACGUACCGGACAAGACAUUCACAUUUUGCGGGUCACCCAUGCUGACAGCGCCGGAGAUUAUACGAUACAAGGGAUACGAUCGAGGAUGCGACAAUUGGUCUUGGGGCGUGGUGGUCUACAGACUAGUUACGGGGAAAUAUCCAUUCUACCAAAAAGGAAUGGACGAACUGGCAUUGUACAAACGAAUCUGCCGUGGCACUUUUGAACUGGAUGGGACCAUGUCUCCUGAAUUUCGACAACUCAUAGUGUCGAUUCUCUAUCCGGAUCCAACGCGGCGACUGGGGUCGCGUGUCAAUGGUUGGCGGGAUAUGUUUGCUUCUCAAUGGUUUGCCAAUAUCGAUCUGCGGAGCUUACGGAAACAAGAGAUAUCAGCCCCGUGGGUUCCCGAAUUGAAGGAUCCACUCGACGCCUCUCGAUUCCAUCCUGAUUCCUCUGACGUCGAAGACUUGAUGACGGCAACCUUGCCGGGGAUUUCUGAAACGCAGCAAAGCGUAUUCGACGCGUUUGGUCCUCAAAUAUAGCGUGCACGAAAGACUCUCAUGUUCGAGAGGUCCAGCUCCAUAAGUAUUGCUCAAAAAUUCUUAACAUGGUUCCACGGAGAAAGUUGGAUGCUGUCUCUGUAUGGACAGAUUUGCUCAAGACUUCUCAUACUCAGUUUCCCUUGGUCGGGCUGGGAAGACGUGACAAAGCUGGUUCCGUAGGUCCCUGACUCUACAUCCACCACCCUGGAUCCAUUGCUCAGGAAUCUUGACUAUUUCCCUGUAGAAAAUACUGACUCCAAUCCUUUCGCUGAGGGAUUUCGAACAAAGGAUAAGAGGCAGUAGACACUUGGUCAAGUGGUUCUUGGCUGUCCACAGGAAGGCCGUUUUGUAGCGAUCCCUGCAUUAGCUGUCGCGAUCCCUGCAUUAGCUGUCGUCCUCGCACACAAGUGGAUUCCUUCGAUUCUUCAUUACUAGCUUCCGAUCCCGCUGGUGCUACCGGUACACCAAGAGGGAUUUGUCCCAGCACAACCUCUGUGUUUUUGUGCUCAUUCACAAAGGAGGCGUGAUUGCGAUAUUGCUGGUCCGAUGCCUCCUCAAUGCCUGCUGACUUGUUGGAGCUGUGCGAUAUGUAUGGCUCCAUCUUUGAGGAGCUCCUGCUUCUACCUCCUUCACUGUGGACUGCCUCUUCAAUGAUGGGCAAGUCGGUAUUUGUUUGCGCCUGCUGGCCGCUAAAGUCAGCGUCCCUCUGCAAAGCAAUCACAGCAGAAGGAUCCAUGCUGCCAAAAGGACUCUGAUUGUCAAACGAACCACGGGAGUUGGUGGGAAAUAUCGAUGCCACCUUUGCCCAAAUCCUUGUGAGGUAGCCGCUGGAGGACCCCUCGGCCGUGCUCCGUUGCCUAUUUGCCAGUUUGGGGCGAAUGUACACCAAAAAGUUGUUGAACCCUUGAAGAGGUGCCACAAAGGCAACUGUCAAAGACAACCCAAAGUUGUCGAGCUUGUCGUCUAUGGCAUCCAGAUAGACACUGAAGGUAAUGGGCCAGGUGAUGUAGAAUGCCAGCAUGAAAAGAAAACAUUGCCAAAAGACAGCUUGCUCCAUUUUGCUCGCCUGUCCCACCCCCAUGGUCCACCUCCGUGCUGAAGCGGAUUGUUGCCGGACUUUGCAGUACACCAACAGCAUGAAUCCUGUAAUGGCCAGGAUAGACAGAGCAACCGGUAUGACCACAAACAACAAGACAUGCCAGAGUUUGCCUUCGGGUGGUGGUAGUAUGUGGCACCCAUACUCAAUCCAGUGAUAAAUGGGAAUGGCUCCAAAGGCCAGCCCCAAUCCAACAGCCAAUGGUGCAGCAUGCAAAUAGAGUUGUAUCUUUUUGAGCUGGAACUCUCUCCAACCUUUUACAAUGACCAAAAAGUAGUAGAUGGAAAGGGAGGCAUUGUAGUAGAUUGAGGUAAUUCCCAGUUGAACAAAGAACGCUUGGGUCUUGCAGGUGGCCUGAUUUCCCAUGGCACCUUCCACAUGUCCUGCUUGUUCCUUGUCAAAAGGGGCCGUAGCGGCAAACCAAGCUGAGGCCGUCACAAUAUCGAAUACAGCCAUUGCAAUGAGCAGGCUGUGGAACACUGUGGAUCUGGCCUUGGGGUCCGACAGGGUAUCGUACAAAACGUAGGAUGCUCCACCAAAGGACAAAAUGGCCGAUGUGCGAGAAGCCCAAAUCAAUGCCUUUCGUUGUGCUUGAUUGAUAGUGCCUAGGUAAUCCUUGGAGCGUUCAGUGGGCUUGGGUGGCUGGGGGCACAGUGUUUCUGGACACAUGCGGGCGAGAAAGAUGGACUCAAAGCAAUUUUCGGUGGUGGCAUGGAUAUACCCAUCGUUAAACAAGCUGGUAACAUUUUCACAAAAUUCCUCCAGCGGACCGUCAUAUGCCGCCAAGAUUAUCGAGUUGUACCCUUCCGGUACGGUGGCAUUUGUAUCACAGGGACUGGCCAGAAGACAGUCCGCUUGGACGGCGAAUUCAUCACACCAGGCACAUUGAUGGUAGUACAUUCGGGCAAAUUCGCACAAAGUGUCGUUUUCCAUAUACGUGAGAUGGUCUCUAUGAGCCUCCAAAUCGUAAACUCUGUGUGGAUUGUCGAAAUCAAAGAAAUCCCAAAACAGGUCAAAGCAAACCUCCUCGGCUUCUCCACGUCGAUUUGGUGGUGUUGGUGUUGGCGGAGGCUCGCAAGAGAGGGACUCCUCUGUUUGAAAACAAAAGUCACCUCCCGUACACCAAAGACAUAAAUGGUAGCCAUUUCGAAGUGCCAGACACUCAGGGUCUUGUUUGUCAAAGACUGAAAGGUAUUCCAAAUGGUUGGCCGGAUCCAUGAAUUGGGAUCGGUUCAAGGUUCGAAAUGCCUGUGCCUGGAUAAUUUCACAGAUUUCCUGAUCGAGUUCGUCGAGCUGGUCACCCAUGAUAAGUGAGCUGUUAUUGGGUUGGUGACAGGUGGGGGCGUACUGUUCCUCAUCAAAACAGCCUCCUUGACAUUCCCCCGGACAGAGAUGUCUGACUAGACGGGAUUCCUCGCAGACUUGAUACGUUCUUGGCGCGAAAUGUAGUUCCUCGAGCGCUUUCAAGAUUGCACAUGUUUGAUUGACAUCUUGUGGGGUCUUGUACUGUGGAUAUCUGUCAUCAUCUGCCAAGACUUGUUCCAGGGAAGGUUGCCCACCACAAUUGGGUGCGUAAGCAUAGUAGAGACAGGCAUCUCGCUCCCACUGAUUUUUCUGUUGGCAAAAACCACAGUGACUAUAGGCUUUUUGAACGUGUAAGCACUCAGCAUCCUCGGGGGUGUAUUGGUUGAAGAAAUCGACAUGAGCCGGGAUCAGAUGGGUCGCUACCGAUUGGUUAAUAAAAUAGUCUUCAAUCCAGUAGCACGUCUCUUCAAUCUCCAGAAUGUCUUGCAAGUCUGUCAUCGGAUCAUCCCUCUUGCAUGUCAUAUGAAAAGCAUCAAAGCAACCAUCCUUGUUCCGUGUUGCAUUGACUGUCACAGCCAGGAAUAUUGAUACUAUUUGCAGUAGUAGCACCCAUGCUUUCCAAGCGAGGCGGUGAAAGUGGAAUCUCCCAAGAGAAGAUCUCAUUUCCUAUGGCAGCAGCCUGCCCCUCAGUGCCACUGUCUUUUUGCGUUGGUGCUGCUAUAGUUGCAGAUCCUCCUCCGAGACGAUAGCUCGGUCAGGAUCAAUGAUAUACGUACUCUUCCUCGGGAACUGCGAGUCAAUGAUGAACUUGGCCCCAGUGGAUACUUUGUUUCUUAUGCUGUUCUGGCUGAUGGCUUGGCCUUGCCACUGGCCACUUGCCGCGCUGUUGCACUCGCUCCUGAUGUUGGGGAGCCAGCUAGGCUGUUUUUUGUUGCCUUGGGUGCGG
This is a messenger RNA of Seminavis robusta, 6117 nucleotides long. NCBI's taxonomy places the organism in Eukaryota, Bacillariophyta, Bacillariophyceae, Naviculales, Naviculaceae. The record is from the annotation of a GenBank genome assembly.